Messenger RNA from Bathycoccus prasinos, 453 nucleotides. RefSeq lists its product with no specific name. The record is from RefSeq and is a predicted model, not a curated record. The transcript is spliced from 2 exons. NCBI's taxonomy places the organism in Eukaryota, Viridiplantae, Chlorophyta, Mamiellophyceae, Mamiellales, Bathycoccaceae. Bases 1 to 453 code for a protein of 150 amino acids.
AUGAUCUGUAACAAUUAUAAUCAGUUCUUCUUCUACAUCCCAGUUGUUGGCGAUGGUAAAUACGAGUUGAAAAUCGAAGCGACUUCGUGCAACAUUAAAAAAAUUGACUUGAAAUUCUACGGCAUCGAAAAGGCCACGUGCCAAGUGACGAUUAAAUGCAACGGUGCGGAAUGGAAAACGAGCGACGAGCGAGGUUUGGACCCGACCUGGGAGCAACACGUCAUUUUCAAAAUCAACGACCCGGAGACGGACAAGAUCUCGGCGGUGUUCCACUGCGCCGGCAUCCAGUUAGGCGACGAACAGUUUUACGCCUUGGACAAAUUGUUGAAGGGCAAACAGACGUUUAAAGGGUUGGUUGUUCCGGGUGGUAAAGCGGACAUGCUCUUCACCGCGGUUGACUUUGGAUCGGAAGAAGCGCCGGAAGAGGAUGACGCUUUUAUGGACUUUCUGUAA